Molecule: messenger RNA, 1097 nt
Organism: Apaloderma vittatum (bar-tailed trogon)
Lineage: Eukaryota; Metazoa; Chordata; Aves; Trogoniformes; Trogonidae
Gene: CAPZB
Product: capping protein (actin filament) muscle Z-line, beta
Exons: 9
Biological process (GO): regulation of lamellipodium assembly; actin cytoskeleton organization; barbed-end actin filament capping
Cellular component (GO): cytoplasm; F-actin capping protein complex
Molecular function (GO): actin filament binding
Source: RefSeq, a predicted model, not a curated record
AGUGACCAGCAGCUGGAUUGUGCCUUGGAUUUGAUGAGGCGUCUGCCUCCGCAGCAGAUAGAGAAGAACCUCAGCGACCUCAUUGACUUGGUCCCGAGCCUCUGUGAAGAUCUCCUCUCCUCUGUGGAUCAGCCGUUGAAGAUUGCACGAGACAAGGUGGUAGGAAAAGACUAUCUAUUGUGCGACUACAACAGAGAUGGAGACUCAUACAGAUCACCGUGGAGCAACAAGUACGAUCCUCCCCUGGAAGACGGUGCCAUGCCAUCUGCUCGCCUGCGCAAGCUGGAGGUGGAAGCCAACAAUGCCUUUGACCAGUACAGAGACUUGUAUUUUGAAGGUGGAGUCUCCUCUGUCUACCUCUGGGAUCUGGAUCAUGGUUUUGCCGGGGUGAUCCUCAUUAAGAAAGCUGGAGACGGAUCAAAGAAGAUUAAGGGAUGCUGGGAUUCCAUCCACGUGGUGGAGGUUCAGGAGAAAUCCAGUGGCCGUACCGCUCAUUACAAGCUGACCUCCACAGUGAUGCUGUGGCUGCAGACUAAUAAAACCGGUUCUGGUACCAUGAACCUCGGAGGGAGCCUUACCAGACAGAUGGAGAAAGACGAGACUGUGAGCGACUCCUCUCCCCACAUAGCCAACAUCGGACGCUUGGUAGAGGACAUGGAAAACAAAAUCCGAAGUACGCUGAACGAGAUUUAUUUUGGGAAAACGAAGGACAUCGUUAAUGGGCUGAGAUCUAUCGAUGCUAUCCCCGACAACCAAAAGUAUAAGCAGUUGCAGAGGGAGCUUUCUCAAGUGUUGACCCAGCGCCAGAUCUACAUCCAGCCUGAUAACUAAACCAGCCCAGGUCUGUGCAGACUUUUGCAGACAAAUCAAAACAAGAAGCUCUUAAAAACGACCUGGUGGAGGCUUUGAAGAGAAAGCAGCAAAGUUAAAAUCCUCUUGAUGCUAACAAGACAUGCCAUGCACUCGUUAGAUUCCUUUCUUAGAAAACUCAUCCUCCUCCCCGCCCUCGCCCUUUUCUGUUCCGUCACGUCACGAUUUGCAUCCAGUACUCCCCACGCGACGCCAUCUUCUCCCCAUGAAUAAAGCUGUACAAACUU